CUAGCUACAUCCUCUCUCGCGUUCCUAUACUAUUAUUCCUCGACCAGACACCAUCAUAUUCAACCAAGAUGCGCGCAACAAUCUUUGCCUUGUCUUUCAUUGCUCUGUUUACCAUCUUUUCUGAAACAUCGGCUGCACCACUACCCCCACAUGCUGGCCUGGAUAUGUUGAGAUUCCCCGGGCUGCCAACUUGGAACGUACCCAAGGCUGCCGACAAGAGGAUGUGCGUCUCCGACUGCAGAGAAGUUCUCAUCCCCGCUUCUUCUUCUGCAUCCUCCGUCGACCUGUCCACGGUCUCGUUCUCGGCGGCUUCGUCGGAGGCAUCAACUGUCCCUUCAGCCACCUCAGCUUCGGCAGAGCCCGCCGCGACGAGCGCAAGCUCGAACUCAUCGACCACCUCCGACGACUCUAUAUCAGACAGCGCGAUGACACUGGCGAAGUUCUUCGACGCCAUUCUCAAGGCCUUCUCGAGUUCUUCAUCUUCGUCUACAUCUACCGCGGCCGUUGAGGCCACCCCCUCCUCUGCACUUUGAAUGUGCUAUUCCUAUCACCACCCCUCAUAGAGUUUGCAAUUCCUUUCAAAACGCGUGGCCGCUUCAUCGCAUCGAGUCCCAACCCACUCUGCUAUUAUUCUAUCUCGAUACCCGUCCUGCAUUCACCGCCACACCGUCCAUUCCUAUUCCUGCUCUCAGAGCCCUCCCGACCUGCCCGUGUUCGACGCAACCCUUUGUCACACCCAGGUCUGGGUUGUAACCCUCUUCGACCUUCGCUGUCUUUCUUUGAUGCCUUUUGGACCCUGUGACUCUGUACUCCACGGAUUUCGGAUUUCGUUGUGCGCCUUCGUUUUUUAUCUGUUCGAUUAUACUUUCGAUUUCCUCCUCGUCGUCUCUGCGGUUAGCCCGGCUGCGUGACCUCCCUUCUUUACUUGGAUUGUACUACAGUCCCCGGAGAACCUACACCUUAAUCCGACUUCACACAUCGCGAUAUCUUUUGAUACAUUGCCUGCUCUUAGUAUCCUUGUUCUGCUACCCUGUACAGUAUUACUACCCAAUACUUGACCCUCU
Messenger RNA from Stereum hirsutum FP-91666 SS1, 1064 nucleotides. RefSeq lists its product as uncharacterized. Lineage: Eukaryota; Fungi; Basidiomycota; Agaricomycetes; Russulales; Stereaceae. The transcript is spliced from 3 exons. Bases 69 to 533 code for a protein of 154 amino acids. The record is from RefSeq and is a predicted model, not a curated record.